Pantherophis guttatus is the source of this 2087-nucleotide messenger RNA. It is a transcript of the gene ISG20L2, whose product is annotated as interferon stimulated exonuclease gene 20 like 2. The record is from RefSeq and is a predicted model, not a curated record. Gene Ontology annotation, molecular function: nucleic acid binding; 3'-5'-RNA exonuclease activity. Gene Ontology annotation, cellular component: nucleus. Lineage: Eukaryota; Metazoa; Chordata; Lepidosauria; Squamata; Colubridae.
CGGGCGGGGGCGCCUCCUGGGCGCGGGAGGAGGAGGAGGAAGCCUGGCCGGCCAGCCACGCCCCAGUCGCCCCCCGGCCUCGCAGCCUGGACGGAGCCGCUCAGGGCAGCCAUGCCGACCUGCCCGUCUCCUCCUGCAGCCGGAGCCCUCUAGAGAGCCAACCGCCUGCUUCUGUCCUUGCUGAUCCGGUGCCUCCGCUGGGCACCAUGUCGGAUAUCCUGCUCAACCUGGACGCGGUGCUCCCCCAGCCGGCCCAGAAGAGCUCCGGGGGCAACAAGAAGCACCAGCGCUUCAUCAAACGCCGGCAGUUCUUGGAGCGGAAGGGCUUCCUGAAGCAGAAGCAGCUGCCUUCCCAGCCGCCCAUGCCCAGGCGGGAUGCCUCGCUCGGCUGCUCCGCGGGACCCGACAGGGCCAAGAAGAAGCAGAGAGUGGAGGCGAAAGAGGGCAGCAAAGGCUUACCGGCGGAGGGGCCCCCUUGCCGACUCAAAAUGCUGCCCAAGGAGAGCUCCGAUUCAGGCGCUGUGGAUCCCGCAUCCCGGACUUCCAGCUCCUCGGCAGCUGCUGCGGCCUCAAGGAAAACUGGGAGCGUUGCUGGGAAAUCCAAUGGGACCCUCUGCAGCCGGGGGGAUGUUUCCCGAAUCAGCCUGUUGAAUGAAUUCAAGAGUGGCCUCCCCGAUGCGCCGGUGCUAGCCAAGCCUAGCAAAAUGGUGGCCAUUGACUGUGAGAUGGUGGGCACCGGGCCUGGCGGGCGCAAUAGUGACCUGGCUCGAUGUAGCGUGGUUGGCUACUAUGGCGACGUGAUGUACGAUAAGUACAUCCGUCCCCUGAGCCCCAUCACCAAUUACCGGACUCGGUGGAGUGGCAUUAGGCAGCACCACAUGAGAGACGCCGUCCCCUUCAAGUUAGCCCAGAAAGAGAUUCUUAAGCUUCUCUCGGGGAACAUUGUCAUUGGGCACGCAAUCCACAAUGACUUCAAAGCCCUCAAAUAUUUCCACCCCAAAUCCUUGACCAGGGACACUUCAAAAAUCCCCCUGCUCAAUCGGAAGGCUGGCUUUCCCGAGAAUGAGUCAGCCUCCCUGAAGCGACUCACCAAGCAGCUCCUGCAUCGAGACAUUCAGGUUGGUCACAACGGACACUCGUCGGUCGAAGAUGCCAGGGCCACCAUGGAGCUGUACAAGGUGAUUGAGGUGGAGUGGGAGAGGCACUUGGCCACCUCCCCCCUCCAGGACGGACCACCGGGCACCACGUGACGGCCCUUGGCCAAGAGCCAGCUGGCCUGGACUUGAUGGAGCGAGAGCUGCAGAUGCUGCAGAAGCUUUUGGAGGGAGGGGCAGAGGAGGGGAAGAAGGCGUAGCUGACCUGAGGGGUGGGGGGGGUGAGAAGGACGAGUCCAUUACAUUGUCUCCAGCUGAGGCCCACAUUGGUGUGUUCCUUGCAGGCUUCUUGGAGCCGAUCUUGCCCUGGGGGUGGGGAGGAAGGCCUGCCUGCCAGCGCUUGAGGGGUGCUGAUGCCUCCCCAGGGAUGGGGGAGGGAGCAGGAGUGGGGCCACAACCACGGAGGGUUUCCUCAACCGGUGGGAUUGUUGGGCGCAGUCCUCCGAACGCCAACCUCCUUGGUGCUGAAGGCUGGCGCUUUAAUGGAGCCUUGGGACCUCCAGCCGGCUGAGCCUGCCUUAUUAAAAGGCAUCGGGAAAGUGAAGCCGGGAGUUGCUCCCCUCUUCUGAAGGUUGGGGGCACCCCAGCUGCAAGGACCACUCGGGACUGCUCCCUUCAGCAGCAGCCUGGGAGCUGCAUUGGGCCCCGUGAGGGCAAGGAGGCCCUUCUGGUCUCCCACUUCUCCUCCAGUGGCAGGAUUUGGUCCUCCAAGAGGCGCUGGGGACUUUUAAUCACCAGAGCACGCUUUCCGAUCUUGGCACAUCGUCUGUAUCAGAACAGGAGAGGUGCCUGGUUUUUAUGGCUUGGAUUGUUGGGUGGGGGGGGGGGGGGGGUGGAUGGGUGCAGCAGUAGAAGUAGCAUAACUCAUGCGCCUGGUGUGUGGGAUGUAACAGGGUUUUAUUCAAUUAAAAAAUGCCUGCCCUCAAACAAAAA